AUGGCCGUCGAUACAAGCUAUUUGACCACACAGGUCAACAACAUCGUCGACCAGCUCCAUGGCAUCUUUGACCAGAUUGGGGUUCCAGCUCACGAGCGUGAAUCGCGCGAGUCAGAAUUGUUUAAUGCCCUGUCAGAAACACUGAAUAACCAUCUCAAGCUUGUUGACGAAGAGAAAGACAAGAUGACACAAGAAGCACAGCGUCUCAUCACCGCCAUCUCGCAAAUGGAGGCCUCCUUAGGUGAUGAGCGAGCCAACGGACAAUACGAACUGAAUCGCGACGAUCUUCGCGUCACAUACCCUUUGAACCGAUGCAUCGCGUUUUUGCGCGAAAAAAAUGACGCCAUGGCAAAGUUGCAUCGCGAGCGAUUUGACCAGGUCAAGAAACUGGUUGCCGCGCUCGAAUCAUAUUCAUCCCACCUCGAAACUACCUUCCUACAAAUCGAAUUACCUCCGACAACCCCGGGUGCAGUUAUUCCCCCCAGCUUCGACCUUUCUCCUGCAUACGUGACCGCGCUGGAUUCGGAGUUCUCGCGCGUGUAUGAGGAAUACCACCGCCGUAUUACACUUGUGCAAUCAAUUUCAGAGGAGAUUAUCAAGCUCUGGGCGGAGCUUGGAACCCCUCAGGUGCAGACCGAUUCAAACAUCGUUCGGCACUAUCGGGAAUCGCCAGAACAGCUUGGACUUCACGAGACCGAUUUAACCAACUUGAUUGCGAGACGCGAUAAGUUGGUCGAAGAGAAAAAGGGACGCGAGCGCAAGAUCAAGGAGCUCCGCACGAAUGUCGAAAGCCUAUGGGAGAGAUUUGGAGUGGAAGAGGCCGAUCGCAAGGCAUUCCUCUCUGCCAACCGAGGCUGCGGACUGCGCACGAUCAACGAAUUCGAAGAAGAACUGGCUCGUCUGAAUGAGCUGAAGCGACAAAAUCUACAUUUGUUCGUGGAAGAUGCACGCUGUCGACUUCAAGAGUUGUGGGAUAGCCUUUUCUUUUCAGAGGAAGAAAUGCUGGACUUCACCCCGGCCUUCUCAGACGUCUGUAGCGAUGCUCUGCUCGAAGCCCACGAGGCUGAGAUCGCCCGCCUCGAGACACUCAAGGAGCAGCGUGCGCCCACACUUGAGCUGAUUGAAAAGCAUCGCAGCAUCCUAGCUGACAAGCAGGCGCUUUCCGCGUCAAGUCAAGAUGCCUCUCGACUGAUGGGCCGAGGAAAUAAGGGUGAAAAGCGUGACCCUGGCAAGCUGCUACGCGAGGAGAAGAUGCGUAAGCGAAUUGCAAAGGAGUUGCCCAAGGUUGAGAGUGAGUUGAGAAAGGAGCUGGAGCACUGGGAAGAUGAAUUCGGUCGACCCUUCUUGGUCCAUGGCGAGCGUUAUCUCGACAACUUAACUCCAGUUGUCUCCAAGCCACCUCCUCGCUCCAAGACUCCCUCUGCACCUCCAUCUACGACCAAGUCCGUUACCAACUCAAUUAAACGUGAUCCUGUAUCUCGCCCCGGAAGUUCUCUACGCGGACCACCACCUCCCCGAUCUGCCACGAAGACCCCGACCAGUGGUGUGCCUGUGAAGCACAAUACCAUUGGAUAUUCUGCAGCCAGUCGUGCCGGAGCACGAUCACCUUCCAAGCUUCCUGCACGAGCUCCCUUGAGCAACGUACCAUAUGGCACUACUUCCCCUGAGCGCCGCACCGGACCCGGCUCCUACUCGUCCAGCACGAUCAAUGGCAAGAUGCCGCCUCCUCGCGGGCCUCCUCCGAGAAUGCGAGCAUUGACUGUGGAAGCAAAGGACCGUGGCAAUUACAGCAUCGAUCCGCCGCGUUGCAAUAGCGCAAUGUCUUCUGCCUUUGUCCGGCCUGUCAGCCCCGAGGACGUGUAUGAUGAUCGUCAACGAUCUUUCAUGAGCGCCUCGGUAAUGUCCAACCACCGAUCGACUGGAUUCUCCCAGUCAUCUAUCUCCUCCCAAUCCUCUUUGAAUUCGUCGUUCCAAAACUAUCCACGAGUCAACCCCUAUCUAUCCCAGGCACCCCCUCCGCCUGCCCUCCGCCAGAUCUCCAAUUCAUCCACGGUCAUCACCGCGAACUCUGGGUCUGAGAACUGGGAGACUUUUGACGAUGGGUCCGAGUCCGAUGUCGAUGCCAGCGAGGUCUAUUACUCGAAGCUGCGGGCAGCACAGGGUAAGCGAUUCGCAGCCGAGGAGGCCACCGAUUUGGCAGGAAAGAAGUCCAAGGGUAUCCGCAGUGUGAGCCCAGAUGGGCCGCAUCCGGGUCAAAUGAUUCGUGUUGCUGGUAGCGACCCGGGAUGGACUGACGACUAUGAGGCUUACUGA
Penicillium oxalicum is the source of this 2313-nucleotide messenger RNA. RefSeq names its product putative microtubule associated protein (Ase1). Gene Ontology annotation, cellular component: spindle; cytoplasm; mitotic spindle midzone. Lineage: Eukaryota; Fungi; Ascomycota; Eurotiomycetes; Eurotiales; Aspergillaceae. The transcript has 4 exons. The coding region runs from base 1 to 2313 and encodes 770 amino acids. The record is from RefSeq and is a predicted model, not a curated record. Gene Ontology annotation, molecular function: microtubule binding. Gene Ontology annotation, biological process: mitotic spindle midzone assembly; microtubule cytoskeleton organization.